Messenger RNA from Trichomonas vaginalis G3, 171 nucleotides. Its product is annotated as ankyrin repeat protein family. Gene Ontology annotation, molecular function: protein binding. The transcript has a single exon. NCBI's taxonomy places the organism in Eukaryota, Parabasalia, Trichomonadida, Trichomonadidae. The record is from RefSeq and is a predicted model, not a curated record. The coding region runs from base 1 to 171 and encodes 56 amino acids.
AUGACUCCACUCAUGUUUGCAUCAGAUCAUCUAGACGUUGUUAAAUAUCUUAUCUCCUUUGGAGCUAAUAAAGAAGCAAAAGAUCAUCAAAAUUGGACUCCACUCAUGUGUGCAUCACAAGAGGUCAUCUUGACGUUGUUAAAUAUCUCAUAUCCGUUGGAGCUAGUAUAA